AUGCUCUUCUCCUCACUCUGCCUCGCUUCCCUGGCGGUCGUCACCGCCACGCCCGCUCGUCUCGUCUCCAUGCGCCUCGGCACACGUGGAUACCUCCCCCAGGAUGGAGGUUGCCGCCCGGGCGACACACUUUGCGACCCUGUCCUAGCUGACGGCACCGGCGGAUGGUGCGCCAACCUCAAGAACGACCCGAGCAACUGCGGCGCGUGCGGCGAAAUGUGCGGCGCCUCCUUUGGCCGCUGUACCAAUGGCUAUUGCCCGGCCAACGACCCAAACGCCUGUCAGAAAGGCUGGACUGGAUGUGAGGGUGGGCCCGGCGGGUAUUUCCCCUUCACUUGCACAGACUUGCAGAACGACGUGACAAACUGCGGUAACUGCUUUAUCCGCUGCCGCGACCACCAGACCUGCAAGGGCGGCGAGUGUGUCGACGACGCGAACGCACCGCCUAUCCCCCCUUUGCUAGACCAAUCGUGCCAGAAGGGUUUCCUUUGGUGCGAUGGCAGCUGUCGGAACAUCCAGAACGACAACGAGAACUGCGGCCGGUGCCGCGUCAUGUGCGCAGAUGGCCAGAACUGUGUCGAUGGCACCUGCACGCCCAAAACGACGUGUCCCCAGGACUACUGUGGCGGUGUCGGAUGCGUCAACAAGCAGAACGACAACCGGCACUGCGGCAAGUGUAAUAACAAGUGCGAGCCUGGCAAGAACUGCUGGAACGGCGUGUGCUCGUAA
Messenger RNA from Cutaneotrichosporon cavernicola, 729 nucleotides. RefSeq lists its product as uncharacterized. Bases 1 to 729 code for a protein of 242 amino acids. The transcript has 3 exons. The record is from RefSeq and is a predicted model, not a curated record. NCBI's taxonomy places the organism in Eukaryota, Fungi, Basidiomycota, Tremellomycetes, Trichosporonales, Trichosporonaceae.